AUGUCAGAAACAAUAACAACGCAGGCAUCGACCUCUACCUCUACCGAAGUCUCGGACAUGCUCCUCUCCGAUCUUCAGAACACCAUCAUGGAGAAGAAAUUCGCUCAGAUCCGUGCACAGCGUCAAGACGCCCAAAACGUCCUACACGAGGCCAAACAACGCACUCGCAACCAACAGACCGAUCAACAGAUCCUUCUCCUCAUGCAAGCCGACGAGCGACUUGCGUCUCUCCUCCCACAAGCUGCCGACUCCAUGCGAGCGCUCCUGCGCGUAACUCCAUCCGCCCUUGACGCCGUCCAACUCACUGCCGCAGAACCAGAAACAGACGCUGAACCAGCCAAAGGAGCAAAAGCAUUCGAACAACGAGCCCAGCAAUGGUUUAGCAUCCUCAAUGAAGUUCAAUACUCGCUUCGAUCUGCUGUGCGCUACUUGAGAGAUGCGCAGCUCUCUCCGUUAACAGCACCGGCAACAGCCAGCGCGAGGACAACGGGCAAAGCAGGUUCCACGGCACGCGGUCACAAUCUUUCCCUUCUCGAUGCCUUCGUUGAUCUUUCCGGCCUAGAUGGGACUACUUUCAAGCUUCCUCCCGCCAACCCUAGCUCUUCUUCCUCUCGUUCUUCGACAAUGGGUAGUAACGCACCGUUGGAAGGCUUGCCAGAAUCUAACCUCAGCUUGCAAGCUUUGAGGGAAAGGGAGCGGAAUUGGAAGGCUCUGUCAGGCAGCUUGCAGCAGAUAAAACAAUCUACCAAGGAAAACCCUGGUAGUCCUAAUGCCAGUAAAGUACUCGCAACGCCGUUCGAGGUUCCGUUGUUGGAAAGUAUUAGGAAUGCAGGCUGUAGCUCAGAUCGUAUUCUGCUUGAUGCGCUUGUUAAUACUGGUAAUAUGGCUCAGUAA
This is a messenger RNA of Ustilago hordei, 894 nucleotides long. RefSeq lists its product as uncharacterized. Gene Ontology annotation, biological process: regulation of transcription by RNA polymerase II. The record is from RefSeq and is a predicted model, not a curated record. The coding region runs from base 1 to 894 and encodes 297 amino acids. The transcript has a single exon. Gene Ontology annotation, cellular component: mediator complex. NCBI's taxonomy places the organism in Eukaryota, Fungi, Basidiomycota, Ustilaginomycetes, Ustilaginales, Ustilaginaceae. Gene Ontology annotation, molecular function: transcription coregulator activity.